This is a messenger RNA of Gadus macrocephalus (Pacific cod), 1558 nucleotides long. Its product is annotated as SWI/SNF-related matrix-associated actin-dependent regulator of chromatin subfamily B member 1-like. Bases 112 to 1230 code for a protein of 372 amino acids. The record is from RefSeq and is a predicted model, not a curated record. Gene Ontology annotation, cellular component: nucleus; nuclear chromosome. Gene Ontology annotation, molecular function: transcription coregulator activity. Gene Ontology annotation, biological process: regulation of transcription by RNA polymerase II; chromatin remodeling. The transcript has 10 exons. NCBI's taxonomy places the organism in Eukaryota, Metazoa, Chordata, Actinopteri, Gadiformes, Gadidae.
GUGCGCCAGGUUGAUGACGUAUAUCGGUACCCGGAAAUUUGAAUCUAGUUGAUUUCCUUUGUAGGGGGGUUAUUUGGUUUCUUUCAAGCUUGUUAGCAACUGGAAAAAAGGAUGCAAUUGGCAUUGAGUAAAACAUUUGGCCAGAAGCCUAUCAAAUUUCAGCUUGAACAGGAUGGGGAUUUUUACAUGGUUGGUUCGGAGGUGGGGAACUAUUUGCGUAUGUUCAGAGGCUCACUUUACAAAAGGUACCCAUCACUAUGGAGGAGGCUGGCAUCCGUUGAGGAGAGGAAGAAGAUCGUAGCUUCAUCUCAUGCUACAAGUGUGACUCUGCUCAAGGCAUCAGAGUGUGAGGAGAUCUUCGAGGGUAACGAUGAAAAAUAUAAAGCUAUAUCCAUCAACACGGAACCCCCAGCCUACCUCCGGGAACAGAAGGCAAAGCGGAGCAGCCAGUGGGUUCCCACUCUACCCAACAGCUCCCACCACUUGGACGCCGUGCCGUGCUCCACCACCAUCAACCGCAACCGCAUGGGUCGGGACAAGAAGAGGACCUUCCCCCUAUGCUUCGAUGACCACGAUCCUGCGGUGAUCCACGAGAAUGCAUCUCAGUCUGAGGUGCUGGUCCCCAUUCGUCUGGACAUGGAAAUCGACGGGCAGAAGCUCAGAGACGCUUUCACAUGGAACAUGAAUGAAAAGCUGAUGACCCCGGAGAUGUUUGCAGAGAUUCUGUGUGACGACCUGGACCUGAACCCCCUGGCCUUCGUUCCGGCCAUCGCCUCAGCCAUCCGGCAGCAGAUCGAGUCCUACCCCACAGACAGCCUCCUGGAGGAGCAGGCCGACCAGAGGGUCAUCAUCAAGCUGAACAUCCACGUGGGGAACAUCUCUCUGGUGGACCAGUUCGAGUGGGACAUGUCCGAGAGGGACAACUCCCCCGAAACCUUUGCCCUAAAGCUGUGCUCGGAGCUGGGUCUUGGUGGAGAGUUUGUCACCACCAUCGCCUACAGCAUCCGAGGUCAGCUCAGCUGGCACCAGAGGACGUACGCCUUCAGGUCCGAUUUCAGUGAGAACCCACUGCCUACUGUGGAGAUCGCUAUACGCAACACAGGGGACGCCGACCAGUGGUGCCCGCUGCUCGAGACCCUGACUGAUGCAGAAAUGGAGAAGAAGAUCCGAGACCAAGACAGGAACACAAGACGCAUGCGGCGGUUGGCCAACACGGCGCCAUCCUGGUAGGAUGGUCAGGCUUCUCCUGGAACAGGACCUGGUUCGAAUGGACACAAAACAAAGCAUUAACUCUGAACGGACCGCUCCACACACUGAACCACACACCCUGGUCAUCCACCUGAGGACGGCUGAAGAUGAGACAUUCGGGCGUUCCCGAAAAGCACGACGUUUAUAAAUGAAUGUCGGCGUCGAGUGUCAGCACGUUUGCUGAUGCAGCCUGUAUGAUAUAACACACAUACACAUACACUAAACACACACACACACACACACACACACACACACACACACACACACACACACACACACACACACACACACACACACACACACACACACA